Molecule: messenger RNA, 2894 nt
Organism: Suncus etruscus (white-toothed pygmy shrew)
Lineage: Eukaryota; Metazoa; Chordata; Mammalia; Eulipotyphla; Soricidae
Gene: TMEM63C
Product: transmembrane protein 63C
Exons: 24
Coding region: 132-2630 (832 amino acids)
Cellular component (GO): plasma membrane
Molecular function (GO): calcium-activated cation channel activity
Source: RefSeq, a predicted model, not a curated record
AGGAGCCACCCCGUGGCCAGGAGUCAUCUGGGCCACUUCACUCACCAGAAGCCCCUUUCCUAAGGGCAGAUCCAGAGGAGAGAGCCCCAGAGUGCUCCGUGCUCACCACCCCAGGCAGGCAGCCUCCCAGGAUGACAGACUCUGUGGACUUGAUGGGAAAGACCUCGAACACCACUGUAGGACAAUGCUUCAAUUCCCAGAGCACAGUCCUGGAGGGCCAGCCCUUCGGGGGUAUCCCCACCGUGCUGAUCAUCAACAUAUUUUUGUGGCUGCUCAUCAUUGUGGCUUACUCCUUCCUCCGAAAAGCCGCCUGGGACUAUGGGCGCCUGGGACUACUGAUACACAAUGAUAGCCUCACGUCUCUGGUUUUUGGGGAUCAGAGUGAGAGAUCGUCUCCCUCCGAUGUGUCCCUGGAGAUGGAGCACAAGGACAAGGGCUUCUGUUCCUGGAUCUUCAACUCCCUCAGCAUGAGGAACCAAGAUCUGAUCAACCGGUGUGGUGAAGACGCCAGAAUCUACAUGACAUUCCAGUACCAUCUCAUUUUCUUCAUGCUCCUCCUCUGCAUCCCCUCAAUGGGCGUCAUUUUGCCCAUCAACUACUUGGGACCUGUUCUGGAAAGGAAAAGUCACUUUGGCCGGACCACCAUCGUCAACGUCUCCCCAGAGAGCAAGUUCCUGUGGCUGCAUUGCUUCUUCUCUUUCUUCUACUUCAUCAUCAAUGUCCUCUUCAUGGCUCACCACUGCUUGAGCUUCCUGCCCAGGAAGAGCUACAAGACAACCAGGACGUUAAUGAUCACCUACGUCCCCAAGACUAUCCAGGACCCCGACAUCAUCACCAGGCAUUUCCAUGAGGCCUAUCCAGGCUGCGUCGUGACCAAAGUCCACUUCUGCUACGACGUCAGGAACCUGAUCGAUUUGGAUGAUCAGAGGCGCCACGCGAUGCGGGGCCGGCUCUACUACACCGCCAAGGCCAAGAAAAAAGGGAAGCAGAUGAUCAAGAUUCACCCCUGCUCCCGCCUUUUUUUCUGCAAGUGCUGUGUUUGCUUCAAAGAGGUAGACGCAGAGCAGUAUUACAGUGAGCUGGAGGAGCAGCUGACAGAUGAGUUCAAUGCUGAGUUCAGCCGCGUCCGGCUGAGACGACUGGAUCUGAUGUUUGUCACCUUCCAGAAUGUCAAGAUGGCACGGCGUGUUCGAGACGAUUACAAGUGGGUGGCCUGCCGCAAAUACCCACAGCAGUCCUCCAUGACCAACAGCAUUAAAUCCAACAAGUGGAGGGUCAACUUCGCGUCCCAUCCCAAGGACAUUAUCUGGAAGCACCUGGCCACUCCCCGCUUUGAGUGGUGGGCCCGGUUUAUCACCAUCAACACCUUCCUCUUCCUGCUUUUCUUCUUCCUCACUACGCCCUCCAUCAUCAUGAAUACCAUUGACAAGUACAAUGUCACCCGCCCCAUCGAGAAGCUGAAGAGCCCAGUGCUGACCCAGUUCUUCCCCUCCGUCCUGCUCUGGGCCUUCACAGUGAUCUUGCCCAUGUUGGUCUACUACUCCGCCUUCCUCGAGGCCCACUGGACCAACUCGAGUCAGAAUCUGUUUGUGAUGCACAAGUGCUACAUCUUCCUGGUGUUCAUGGCCCUCAUUCUGCCCUCCAUGGGACUGACCAGUUUGAACAUCUUUCUACACUGGCUCUUUGACGUCUACUAUUUGGGACAGACAUCCAUCAAGUUCCAGUGUGUGUUUCUGCCAGACAACGGCGCCUUCUUUGUCAACUAUGUCAUCACAUCCGCCUUGAUGGGCACAGCCACGGAGCUACUGCGGAUCGGCUCACUCUUCUAUUACUGCUUCCGCCUCAUCUUCUCCACGUCAGAGCCAGAGCGAGUUCAUAUCAGGAAGGACCAGGCCAUGGACUUCCAGUAUGGGCGCGAGUACGCGUGGAUGCUAAAUGUCUUCACGGUGGUAGUCGCGUACAGCGUGACAUGCCCGAUCAUUGUCCCUUUCGGACUGCUGUACCUGUUUAUGAAGCACAUCACUGACCGCUACAAUAUGUACUACUCCUACGUGCCCACCACGCUCAACGAGCAGAUUCACAGAGCGGCCAUCACCCAAGCCAUAGUUGCGCCCAUCGUGGGGCUCCUCUGGAUGUUCUUCUUCUCCCUCCUGCGGUUAGGCAAGUCCCACAUCCUAACCAUCAUGUCCAUGAACCUCCUCAUCCUGUCCAUAAUAAUUGCUGCCAGCAGCACUUGCAUGGGGAAGAUUCGCAAUGCAUCUGUUGCUGGGAGGCAGGCCCCGGAGGAGAUGGAGACUGUGUUCGACUUGGAGCCGAGCAGUGUUGCGUCCACACCCACGUCUCUUGUCACCUUGCUGCCAUGGCCCUGGCUGAAGAACCAGGAAGAUAGAAGAAGAAACAAGAUUUUGAAGACAGACUCUAAAAGGAACUCAAUAAAGGAAAAAAAGCUGUAUGAGGCCAGUGUGCUGCAUGAGCCGGAGAUGACCCCCGCACCGUCCCCCGGCCGCCAGAGCUAUGGUAGCAUGAACAGACCACACGACAUGGAAGAAGAAAACAACGAGAUCUCUCCAGAGGAGAUAGACACAGCUUCAUUUGAGCCAAGACUGGAACUGGAGAACCAGAAGCAGUGACUGUGACUGGACCUCUACCUGGCAACUCCUGCAGGGAGUGGAGGCCAGGAGAGGUCUAGCAGGGGGAGGUAGGGGACAGCCUUAACCUCCCAACCAUCUCCAGCUGACUUUGGGAAGGCCCAGUCCAGACAUCUGUGGGCCCUGAGUGGAGGCUUCGACCUGCCAAGCAGCUAGAAUGAGAGAGGCAGGCCAGUACCCAGGGACCCUGGCAAAGGAUGGAGGAGACAUUCUGGCACGGCAUCUUAGGAGAAGCGGAUGAAGCCC